Messenger RNA from Loa loa (African eye worm), 1425 nucleotides. RefSeq lists its product as hypothetical. Gene Ontology annotation, cellular component: membrane. The transcript has 9 exons. Lineage: Eukaryota; Metazoa; Nematoda; Chromadorea; Rhabditida; Onchocercidae. Gene Ontology annotation, biological process: neuropeptide signaling pathway. Gene Ontology annotation, molecular function: neuropeptide receptor activity. The record is from RefSeq and is a predicted model, not a curated record. The coding region runs from base 1 to 1425 and encodes 474 amino acids.
AUGGAAGUUAUAGUGCAGGAUGAUUGCAGAUUCAGACCUACACUUGAAAAUUAUAUCACAAUAGUUUCAUUUUGCAUCAUUUUUUUCCUCUCCGUUGUUGGCAAUGCUGUCGUUGUUGCUGUCAUUUUGCAGCAACGUUCAAUGCGAUCAGUGACAAAUAUUUACUUGUUAAAUUUGGCAAUAUCAGAUUUGAUGUUAUCAGUGGUCUGUAUGCCACCUACUCUUGUUAGUUCCGUUAUUUAUUGCUGGAUAUUUGGUGAUCUCCUUUGCAAGUUAUUUGCAUACUUGCAACCAGUUGUUGUGACAGCAUCAGCUUAUACAUUAGCUGUGAUAGCAUUUGAACGAUAUUAUGCCAUUUGUAAACCAUUGCAUUCGAGAAUUUGGCAUACUCGAUCACAUGCCUAUACAAUGAUCGCUUUAGUUUGGCUUAUUUCGGUUCUUGCCAAUUUACUUAUGCUUUUUAUGUUCGAACUACAAACCUACAAUGUUAAUGGUCUAACAUGUGCACCCAAACAUCGACCCAUUCUUCAUUUCGGUUACCAAAUAUACAUGACCUCAGUGUUAUUGCUUAUUCCAUUAUGCAUAAUGAUUGUUUUGUAUGGAUCAGUGAUACAUGCACUUAGGGUUGACAUGAAGGUGGAUCAUACUUUCGCUGCAACAACUAAUAGCAGUGCUAUGACAGGCAACGAUGAACAACAACGACUACGCAAGUAUACGGUAUCGGAUAGCUUGAAAAUGAUGAAAAGUGGGAGUGGGAAAAAUAUAAAUUUGGCUGCAUCAAAGAAGUUCAAUUGCUUCAGUUGCUUUUAUACUUCUAUGAAACAAAUACGAACUACUUCCGAUACAACAUCAUUAACCAAUACAAGGAAAGAUAAAUCGAUCGAUUUAAGUAGCAAAAGUAGCCUGCGAUCAACACACAGUGAACGGUCAGUUUUGGCCAAACAACGUGUCAUCAAAAUGCUCAUCGUUAUUGUUAUCAUAUUUUUUUGCUGUUGGACACCAAAUUAUAUGUGGUGGCUGUUGUUAACAGCCCAGGAUUCAUUUAAGACUUUUGAUAUUUGGAACUCAGAAGUGAACACAGCAAUAACAGUACUCUGUUACAUAUCCUCGUGCGCUAAUCCAAUCACCUAUUGUUUCCUUAAUAGGAAAUUUCGUACUGCACUCCUAGUUACAUUUGGUUGUCUACGGAAAACUCCGAACCAUUUCUCGACUGUCUAUUUACCCGAAUUACCGAUGGAUACAUUGACAUCAAAGAAAUCAAACGAAGAAAUGAUCGCUCUCCGGACAGAAAGGACGAAUCGAAAUAAUCAAUGGUCAAUGAAUGUUAUCCACUCUCAAACAGUACUUCAUCGUACAGGUCCAACUACUGCAACGAUAGCAAUGACAACAGGACACCAAGAAAGGAAGAGGCCAGUACUGGGAUAG